This is a messenger RNA of Colossoma macropomum (tambaqui), 5028 nucleotides long. It is a transcript of the gene smap2, whose product is annotated as small ArfGAP2. The transcript has 10 exons. The coding region runs from base 567 to 1823 and encodes 418 amino acids. Gene Ontology annotation, biological process: regulation of clathrin-dependent endocytosis. Gene Ontology annotation, molecular function: GTPase activator activity. The record is from RefSeq and is a predicted model, not a curated record. Lineage: Eukaryota; Metazoa; Chordata; Actinopteri; Characiformes; Serrasalmidae.
UACCUCUGUGAAUCAUAUGUGUUCUGUCAUAAGCUGGGGGUCUUAUUACAUUUUCAGAGUAAUUCGGGAGAAGCGCAUAGCGGCGAAAAAUAACGCUGAAAACUGAAAGGCUGCUGUGCUGUGGCUGCCAGCGGAAACAGGAAGACGGCAGCAGCGCCGUUGGUUGGUGAGAGUGAGAGAGAGAGAGCCGCGGUGAGGCGUUUGUAUUUCGGCGGUGUGAAGUAACAGCGUUAGGGUGAAACGCAAGGAACGGCCACUUUAACGCCGAAUAAUGUCCUCUUGAUAUUUACAGUGUCGCUUGUUUGGGAGCCUCUCGUCUGCUAAAGCUAACUAACAAAGUCCACAUAACGGUUUUUCCUCCGUUCUGCUGCAUUACUUUGCUAGCCGCUCGCAGCUAAUUUGGAAAUCUCCCCCAACCAACCAACAGAAUCAGCUGUGUUUACGCUGACAGCGCCUGAGAAACUGGACUUUCUCUCUUUCCCACACGAAGAGCUGCGACUGAUACCAAAGAGAGAGGAGUUUCCGUAGGAUUUGAGGAGAGGAGAAGUAAUUCGGCUGGAUUGAGAAUGACGGGCAAAUCUGUGAAAGACGUUGACCGCUAUCAGGCUGUCCUCACGUCCCUGCUCGCCUUGGAGGAGAACAAGUUCUGUGCUGAUUGCCGAGCCAAAGGUCCAAGAUGGGCGUCUUGGAAUUUGGGAAUCUUCAUCUGUAUCCGAUGUGCAGGAAUACACCGGAAUCUUGGUGUACACAUAUCACGUGUCAAGUCUGUCAACCUGGACCAGUGGACCCAGGAGCAAAUUCAGUGUGUGCAGGAAAUGGGGAAUGCCAAGGCACGGCGGCUCUAUGAGGCCUUUUUACCUGAGUGCUUCCAGCGUCCGGAGACAGACCAAGCUGCAGAGAUAUUCAUCCGGGACAAGUAUGAAAAGAAGAAAUAUAUGGACAAAUGCAUUGAUAUCCAAGCUUUUCGAAAAGAGAAGAGUGCGGCAGUAACGAAAGAGGCACCUGUUGUUUUUGAGAAGAUGAAGCUGAAGAAGGAGGAGCCUCAGCAGUUCAAGAGCACUCCAAAGAAGCAGUCCCACUCUGUAAAUGAUCUUUUAGGACUAGAUGCUCCUCCAGUGCCUGUGGCAAAUGGAAAGGCCAGUCCUGAGCAGAGCCCUGCUUUGGAUCUGUUCAGUUCCUUGCCUGCUGCCAACUCAAACUCUGCCAAGAGCACACCUGCAUCGGGCUCUGUUUCCAGCUCCAUGCCCAAAGGCCGGGUAGCAGCAUCAGUACCAGAGAACCUCAGCCUUUUCCUGGACCCACCUGCCAAAAGUGAUGAGAACAGCAAGAAAAUGUCCAAAGACUCCAUCUUGUCUCUAUACAGCAGCGUUACACCUCAGACUAACAUGGCUGCUCAUGCUGGAAUGUACAUGGGAGCAGCCCCGAUGGGCUAUGCCCCUGCUGCUGGGUACGGGCAUUACCAGGCUCUGGCCACUCAGCAAGGCAUGAUGGGAACCAUGAUGGCCCCACAAGUGAACAUGAUGGGACAGCCGGGCAUCAUGGCACAGCCAGCAGUGGCUGCCCCUACUCCUUACAUGGCGGGAGUGCAGGGGGGCAUGAUGGGAGUGCAGAGCGGCGUGAUGGGGGGUGUAGGGGCACUGCCCCAGCAACCGUAUGCUGUGCAGCAGGCCCAGCAGCUGCAGUGGAACAUUGCACAGAUGACUCACCACAUGGCAGGCAUGAACUUCUGCGGUGCCAACAACGUAAUGGGAUACGGGCAGCCCAUGGGAGGGGCAUCUGCUCCCAACACCAAUCAUAUGCUUGGCUCACAUGUAUGGAAAUGAGUGUGCAAGGAAGUCGGAAUGGGUGGGCUCGGGGGCUGCGCAAUAAACUGUGUAAGAGAAUGGAGGGAAGUCUGCACACACUCUUCAUCAAACAUUCAGAGACCUGUGUCCACGAUGAAGAGGGAACGCUGUUUGAGAGAAUUAAGAGGAAGAGUCUCUACCUCCCCCAUUGUCAUAGCCAUCUUCUUGUUUGUUGCCCAGGUGUGAUGUGGCCCAUAUGUCCUUUAUCUGUAACAUGUUAUUCUGGGCCUCACUGCUCUCUUCAGCUACACCCAACCCACUGCAACAGUUUCAGUUCCCUUGACUCACAUUAGCUACAUCUUUUGGUCGCAUGUGGGAGGGAAGAUGUACCUCAGCAGUUGGGUCGUGUAUGCUUUCUGAGAUAAGCUUUGUGUGUGUUUCCUUUCAUCAGAGUCAUUAUCUUUAAUGCUUGCAACAUAUUACUUAGUGGGGCGCACUUGUAAUCACCCAUAAACAUGCAUGCGAUUGUAAAGGUGAUUUAUAAGGUGAAAAGGAGAGCAUUCAAUACGUGUGUAGAGUUUCAAGUAAUGUGUUGCUGCUGUCUGAGUUCUCUGUUGGCUGUUCUUGUUGUGGAUGUUGAAGCCUAUAGUAGAUGAUUGGAGCAUAUUGGCCCUUUCUUCCUGUGUAACCCAGGGUACUGCUGUGGAGCUGUAGUGGAUCUACACUCUGCUUCUCCUCCUACACUCUCUCUCAACUCAGGAGUUUCACAGGCAGGGGAAGGCGAGGGAUCUCGUAUCAAGCUGGUAUGGAAAGCUCAAAUGAGAGAAAUCCGUCUUAGCCAAAGAUUUACUGAAGUUAUGUUUGAUGAAUUAGCUUAAAUCUACAUUAGGUUUAGAUGUUUGCACAAAGAAUUACUACAUGCUUAGGAGGUAUUAAUCAGUCCUGUGAUUUAUAUCUGAUUGUAUCCGAGUCUCACAAGCACUCAAUACCACCUUUGAUUGUAUGAACUGAGCGCUGUUUUCUUCCCUCACGGCGUGGUGCAGUAGUGCUCUGUAAUAGCUGAAGGUAGGACUUUUUAAUUGACUAACUGCAGGGUUUUUAAUAGAUCACCAGUACCUCUCCGCUUCAGUCUGUUUGGAGACCAGUUGAAUGUCUCUCUCACUUGCUCCUCUGCAUCUUACAGCAGCUUUCGCAUUGUCCCUGGGGGAAGUUAUUUCAGAUUGAAGAGGUGGGCCAUACUGCCUGCACUAAUGCGUCUGGACCACGCCAGUGAGACUUGGCUUGCUAAGAGCACUAAGAGCAUUUAUGGCUCUUUCAUAAAGCAGCUACAGACUCGUCUGGAACUGUUUGUGUGGAUGUAUGAGAUGUCAUGCAUAGCUGUAGAGAUGUAUGCCUAGUGACUGCAUGUACAGGUUAAACGGGAUUAUGCAGGAAGAACAUGACAAGCGUGGUAUGCGAAAGCAGCCCACUAUGAAACUGUGCUGCUACAAAUAGGUUUGGCAAUAUUUGAUUAGUUUCCACUGUGACAUCUGUGACAAACGCAUCAGUUGCUCAAGGCUCAAGUCAUUUCUUUUCUUCCGUACAUAGCUAAUGGCACAGAGUACACGUCUUUCUUUCUCUCUCUCUCUUUUUCUCUCUCUCUCUGUGUUUUUCUGUUUUUUGUUUCUUGUUUCUUCUUAAACUUAUCACUGCCCUCUAGUGGCGGAGGAGGUUCAGGACAUUAGGAAUGUUGUGUCAAAUGUGCAAAAAUGUGCUGAAUGUUUUCUGUUCUGCUGUAUUUAAUUGUUAAUAUGUUUAUCUGAUUCCUUGUUACAGUUUUUUUUUUUCUUGUUUGUUUUUUGUACUUUUAGAUUUUCUCUCAUAUACGAAUUGUGGGCUGAUGUUGAUAUCCAAUAUUUUUGGUGUACAUAUCUGCAGAUACGUAGACAUUUAUGAAAUGUUGAAAUCUGGACUACAGCCACCUGGAUUAGCAUUAUGGAGGAGUGUAACGUAUUUCUGUAGGGUUACAAAUGCAGCUAAAUCAAUAAAAUACAGACAUUUUAGCACAGUAUCCCAGCAUCACUUGAACAUUUUGCUUUUCCAGAGUACAACAGAUGUGUCAUCAAAUACUGGUUUGAAAUAUCUGUCAAAUCUAAACGUCUGUCCAUGCCAAUUUUUUAAGCAAUUACUUGCCUAUAUGAUAUGAUUCUAAUUUCAUCACGCAUCCCUAUUUUUUUUGCAUGUUUAUUUCCAGCAUAGGAUGGAAAUGCGCUUUCAUGUACACACAUGCUGCGUUAGAGUUUGUAUCCAGACGUUGUAUAUAGUCUUUCUAUUUCUUCUGAAAUAUGUACUUCCUCAAAACCACAAUCAUGUUAUUAUGGCACUUUAAUAAGGAGGAAAUGUGUGUCCGCAGGUGUAUUCUGAGAUGUUGACCAAUGCUGUUAGGAGGAAAGGAGUUUCAGAAAGUUAGUUAGGUCAUUCCAUAAGCAAAGCACCUAAUGCCUGUAUGGCUCAGCAUGCUCACUGGGCCUUCCAUAACUGACCACCACUGAAUGUUUAAACUGUUCCACUAUAAAACGAGGCUGUGUAUGUUAAAUUGAUUCACUGUGCUAAGGAGGUUGUGUUCUUAGAUUUAGGAGCGUCAGAGUCAUCUUUAGAAACAUGUUUUACAUAAAGCAAUACUGGAUUAGCACCAAAAGGUGUAAGAAGGUAUGGAGAAUGCAAGCCUGUUUAAAUAUCCCCAUUUAGAAUAAUCUCAUCUGCCAUCAACAUGAAAUGAGGGUAUGAAAAAGCAAUGACUAAGUUUCAGCCAUAUUGUGUAGAAUGUCUAGGCAUCAUUGCUAUUAUAUUUUCAACUUUGGAGGCUAAAUAUCAUUAACAUUGGGAACGUUUUCUUUAGUGCACGUUGACGUAAAAUUGUACGUGUUCAAAAAGUCACAGUUUGCAUAACAGUGGUGGACAAAAAAAUACUAGUGACCUCAUGGUGCUAAAGCGUGGUCAGCCCACAUGAUUGUAAGUGCAGAGGUGUUGUGGAACAUAUUUGCUUUCUCUGUGAGUUGUCAGUAUCAGAGCGACUUAAAAAAAGAAUGUUUCUGAAUGUCUCAUUAUCAUGGUUCACAGUUAUGAAUGCAUACAUUUGUAAAUUCUUUGUGUGUGUAAUGUUAAAUCAUAUCUGCUUCCUUUUGAUAUGUUUUAGGAUAUUGAAAAUGUGUGUUACAAAUGCUCAUAAGUGAACUAAUUAAUAAAGAAGUAUCUUUUAUCCUCA